Messenger RNA from Pimephales promelas (fathead minnow), 6291 nucleotides. Lineage: Eukaryota; Metazoa; Chordata; Actinopteri; Cypriniformes; Leuciscidae. The record is from RefSeq and is a predicted model, not a curated record.
CUGCGUCAAUCUGUGGAGUAGGCUACACAGUUGUGUGAAAGGAAAAGAAGAGCUCUGUAUUAUUCAGUACACCACUGAACCUUCCUGCUUCACUGUUAUAUUGUGUCAGUCAGAGCAUAAGUGGACCUUUCCGUUGCAUGUGUGCCUACAGAUGGUCUGUGUAGUUUAGCCUAUACUGUAACGAGUGCGCCCGCAUCACUAGACUUCACAUUGGUGAAAACAAGAGAAGUAGACCAAAGAAGACAGAAGAAGAGUUGACAAGACAUUUUCCAGAGCCAGAAGCUUGUGGAAACAGGAUGGAGGAGAGCCUUGCAUCUCUAACACACUAGAUCCUUCACUGUUCCAGCCAUCACUGCCCCACACUGGCCCUGCGUUCCUCAAGAGCAGCAGAAUGGACGAGCAGCGAAGCACUCUUCCUCCUCCUCUCAAAACUGAAGAAGACUACAUUCCUUACCCCAGCGUUCAUGAGGUUCUCGGCAGGCAGAGUCCAUUUCCCUUGAUUCUGCUGCCCCAGUUUGGGGGUUAUUGGAUUGAAGGGACCAAUCACAAGCUGAGCAAUGGGAUUGACCCGGAGCAGCUCCUGUCUCCCACCUCACGUUUCAAACUGGAGUGCAACAACACAGCUAAGAUCUACAGGAAACAUUUUCUGGGCAAGGAACACUUUAAUUAUUAUACAGUGGACAGUGCCCUGGGCCACCUGGUGUUCUCCAUGAAAUAUGAUGUUAUCGGGGACCAAGAGCAUCUCUGUCUCAUGCUCAGAACAAAAAUGAAAACGUAUCACGAUGUGAUUCCAAUAUCUUGUCUAACCGAAUUCCCCAACAUUGUCCAGAUGGCCAAGCUCGUCUGUGAGGAGGUGAACGUGGACCGCUUUUUCCCGGUGCUUUACCCAAAGGCAUCCAGACUCAUUGUCACAUUCGACGAACACGUCAUAAGCAACAACUUCAAGUUCGGAGUCAUUUAUCAGAAGUUUGGACAGACCUCAGAGGAGGAGUUGUUUGGGAAUAACGAGGAGGGUCCUGCUUUUGUGGAGUUUUUAGAGUUUCUGGGACAGAAAAUCGAGCUCCAUGACUUCAAAGGGUUUCGUGGAGGGUUGGACGUGACACAUGGACAGACAGGCUCUGAGUCUGUUUACCACAAUUUCCACAACAAGGAGAUCAUGUUCCACGUGUCAACUAAGCUCCCUUACACAGAGGGCGAUACACAGCAGCUGCAGAGGAAGAGGCAUAUAGGAAAUGACAUCGUGGCCAUAGUGUUUCAAGAGGAGAGCACUCCAUUCGUGCCAGACAUGAUUGCUUCCAACUUCCUGCAUGCCUAUGUAGUGGUUCAAGUGGAAAAUCCCUGUUCUGACAACGUCCUCUACAAAGUUUCGGUAACGGCGAGAGAUGACGUCCCAUUCUUCGGACCACCUCUCCCUAACCCAGCCAUUUUUAAGAAAGGUCCAGAGUUUCAUGAAUUCUUGCUUUCCAAGCUGAUCAAUGCUGAAUACGCUUGUUACAAAGCUGAAAAAUUUGCCAAAUUAGAGGAGCGCACCCGGUCUGCCCUGCUGGAGACGCUGUAUGAGGAGCUACACAUCAACAGUCAGGCCAUGAUGGGGUUGGGAGGAGAGGAGGACAAACUGGAGAAUGGAGGAGGAGGGGGAGGGGGCUUCUUUGAAUCUUUCAAGCGGGUGAUGCGCAGCAGGAGCCAGUCUCUGGACACCAUGGGCCUCAAUAUCAGGAAGUACACAGUCUCCAAUAGUCACAGCGGCAGUUUCACCCACAACAACAUCAACCACCUCUCACCAGAGACCCCCAAAACCCCUGGGAUAUCAUUGCUUGUCCCAGGCAAAAGUCCCAGUAAAUAUGGACGGCGUGGCAGUGCCAUAGGAAUAGGAACCAUAGAAGAGUCUUUGAUCAUUCCUGGAAAAAGCCCAACUAGGAAAAAGUCAGGACCCUUCAGCUCUCGACGUAGCAGCGCUAUCGGCAUUGAGAACAUCCAGGAGGUCCAGGAGAAAAGAAUUGCCGCUGUGUUGUCAGAGGACAGGACAGUGCUCUGUCUCUCUCUACCCAGCGUCACUCUCAAGAAUGGGAGGCUCAUCGUGGAUCCCUUCAAGGAGAGCUCCCCCAGCACACAGAAGACUCCUGACAGUGGCCACGCCUCCCAGGAACCCAAGUCUGAAAACUCCUCCAAUCAGAGCUCUCCUGAGGUCCUCAUCACUAAGAACAGUUCAAGCAUUUACUGCCGAGCUCCGUCCAUUCCUGAGGCACAUGACCUGUCCCGCUCCUCCUCUAAUGCCAGCAGCUUUGCUAGUGUGGUAGAGGAGAACGAAACAGAGGCCACAGAGGACUAUGACACCGGCAUGGAGAGUCUGUCAUCAGCAGAGACUCCUCAUAAGCGAGACUCAUUGACAUACAGCACAUGGAUUGAGGACAACAUGAGCACUACCAGUAUAACCAGUAGGGAGAGCUCUCCUGGCCUUGGCAAAACUCAACAGCAGGAUGGUGUAAAGAACCAGGAGCAGAACCGUACAGACAUUCGCAUCAAACUUGAGCGGGCGCAUGAUUCCAAAUCCACAUCGAACUGCUAGCCUCUCCUGAUUGACUUGCCUCAUGGACAUCCAUCAACAGCAUUUCCAUUAGAAACACCUUAGAGAGACAAGGAGAGCUCGGGUUACUUGAUGAAGAAAAGGACGAUGACACCAGUCGGCUGCAUGAGUGACAACAUGCCAUGAUCAUGUGACCUCCAUUAGGAUACUCACUACCCUCGCAGACUUGACUAGAAACAGGAAGGUGUUGGAUAGGCAGUCAGAAACUGUGCCCUCCUUCAGACUUGUCCUUAACCCCCUUGUGAGUACAUCAGUAAAUGAAUGAGAACCUCCUCUGUAGCAGUGUCUAAUGACAUGUCUUUGUGCGGAUGAGCGGCUAAACUAGAAGGUUGUUUGAGGUCCUAACACUGUGCUAAAAUUCAGUUCUGUGAAGUCUUUCUCCUCAAGGACAUUUUACCUGCUUGCACGAUGAAAGCAUUUUCAGCCCUGUCCCAAAUGGUGGGCUCAGGCUGUGCAACAGGGCGCAUAGAACAUCCUUCUGAAACCUAAAAUGACAAAUGGAACUUGCUACGGUCAUCGCACAUCUGCAAGUACAGAACACAUCAAAUGCACUAUUUGGGACAGGGUCAUUUCUCAUAUUCUGAUAUAAUUGAUGUUCUUUCAGUCAGAUUUCAGGUGUAAAACCCCUUGAUCUAAUGUUUAUAACAGCUGUGCAAUACAUCUUUUGACAUUAUUUAAGAGUAACUCCACUCAAAAAGUUUUUCUGCAGAGAAAAAAAAACGAGUAAAAAAUACUGUUUUGUGAAUUUCAGUUAAGUCAAUGCAUAGUAUUUUGAGUAGGGGAGCAUCGAUAUUAAAAAUAUAUCUGAUAAGCUGCUAAUUAUGUUCAUCUUAUGACAAAUUCUACUUAUUUGUAAAGAAACAAGAAAUAAAAAUAAAAUGUAACUUUUUAAAUGCUACUAAGUAAAGUAUCACAGCAUCAUAAUGUGCAGUAUAAAAUUCAACAUUCUUUUUGAAAUUGUUUUUAAAGAUUAAUAUAAAAGUGCCCCCUUAUGCAAUUUUAAACUUUCCUAAUGUUGUUUUGGAGGUCUCCUACAACAGGUUCACAUACAUCUAAGGUAAAAAAAAACAAAAAAAUUUUCACCACAUUUUUCAAUGAUUCUCAAACGACUCGUCAGAUGAAUCAAUCUCUCUAAAUCCCUCCUUUCCAUGAGCUACUCUGCUCUGAUUGGCCAGACAGCUCAGUCUGUUGUGAUUAGUCUACCGCGGACAGUGCGCAUAUCGAAAACAAAAACACAGAGCAAUUCUACACCAUAAACUAAAGACAGUAACGAACAAUGACGUUGAUUUUACCAUAUUAAUCCGAACGCGAGUCUGAAGAUUUACCAUUAGAAGAACUAGUUAUUCAACCCGAACCUCCAUCGCAAGGACGACUCGAGCAGGACGUUUCUCAGUGAGACACUACUCGGUUUGAGGUACAUUAUGAGAUGUUGCACCUGCAAUUCCUCACCAUCAGCAUUAACAAGUGUAUGUCAACAAUGUAUUAACAAACCAAUUAUUUUACUUACACUUAUUUAUUCACAGAGUAUUUUUCUUAUUUUCGUAUUUUCGUCAGUAAAAUAAAGGGAACACUGCAAAAGUUUAGGAUUAUACUGCUGUUAAUUUUAACCACUGAUUCUUCAAAUGCUCGUCUUCGGGCAGUGAAAAAAAAAACUGGCUUUAUCCGCACAGCUUCUUCUCGACAUGAUUCUGUCCAGUAUCCACAGGAAUUAGAUGCAGUGUUUGAGGUUCAAGUUUUCCCUGGUGUCUGCAUGCGCAGUAAGUGGGCAGGCAAUAUUCUAAUGUUUCGUCUUGACGUCACAACGAAGCGGCUUAAGACUCAUUUGAACAAGGAUUCAUUUAAUUGACUCAGUCGACUCUUACUUUAAUAUACAGUGCACUUACAGAUUUUAAUCUUUGCAGGAUGUUUUCAUUCACUUAGUAUGUUACACGCUACAUGAAAGGUAUUUUUAAAAAAAUUAAAGGGGAAAAAAAGCUAUUAUACAAAAUAUACAAUUAUACAUCCAAUAAAACAAUUAUACAUCUAAUAUUGGCCAGUAUUGAUAUUUAAAAAAUUCUAAUUUCAGACAAAAACCGAUAUGGUACUGAUUCUCAAUAAUGUGCAUUAUGUGCAUAAUGAUUUUCUCAUAUUUAAGAAAGUGCUGUUACUCUUAAAUAAUGUAUCUAUUUAUCUGCCAUUAUCAACUGUGCAUGGAGAAAUGGGGCAUUUAAUGAGUGCGAGUCAAAAAAAAAUAUUCACGCUUGGUGAAGUGUGAGAGACGCCCUCUGAAUAUAUUACAUGAUACAUUGCAGAUGCCUUACCUUACCCUCAAACAGAUAAGAAAUUCAGCCGUCAGUGUUACAACAACAGUGAGCUAACAUACUAAUUCAGCUCAGUUUUCUGACCAGCUGACCAAACAGGACUAACUGUAAAUCAUGGUUUAUGCUCAGCUUUGAUGCACCAGUUCGACGUCUUGAUUGUUUAUCUGUUUGCCACAUAAGCAGCUUGUGAUAAAUAAAAAGCUGCGAUGUCUUGAGUUUCAUCUUUAGUGCGGCAUUCCUUAUGGACUCUUUUUUCCGAACUGUAUAAAAAUCCCUAGUGGAGAUUCUUUCUUUGUGUUGAAUCAAUUCAAACUGGUUAUUCUUUGCUUUGUGCUUGAACAUCAGAUGGUUUAAUGUUUAAGCUGUGUGCCAAGAUACCAGUCCUCUUUUAAAAAGUCUAAACAGACUUUGGGAGUUUAACAAAUGUGCUGUUGCUAAUCUAUAAACCAAUCAUUAAUGCCAAAAAUCAGUCAAUGUGAUGUUUGCUCUUUCUGUUAAAGGCAAAAAGCAUUGAACGGAGCCUAAAUAUGACAGAGUGGUUUGGAGUUGCCUUACUCUAAGUGUCAAAAUAUAUGAACAGAUUAUUUUGUAAUUUAUGUCUGAUGAAUGAUUGGCCUUUCUGGCCUCCAUUAAACUGCCUUUAUAAAGCCCCUGGUCCUACACCUUUAAGAUGUAAUGUAGCCUAGUCGUCAUUACUGAUCCAUGUUUGUUUUAUACAGUUCCCAUUAUUGAUCCGUCCUGAUGGCAUACUCAGACAUUGGCUCUGUCUGAAACCUGAAAACUGAGUUGCAGGCAAUAUACUAAGGUAAGAAAGGCAGAAAGGUACAUCCAUAUCCAGUCAGUAUAUAUAUAUAUAUAUAUAUAUAUAUCAGUCAGUAAAUGACAUUAAGGCCUUUGAAGCCUAUCUGAAAGCAGAUUCAUUAUGCCUGUGGAGUCUUUGACUGACUAAUGUUUCAGACACAGCCAAUGUAGGGCUAAAAGGCUAGACAUCAUCACAACAUCUACAAAGAAUUGUUAACUCAUACCUAAAACACCUUUUGGAACAGUUGUGUAUCAAUCAAAAACAAAUCUGUUUGAAAUAAUGUUUUAGUCUGCUUGUGUUUGCUCUGCGCAGGGCUUCUGUGCCCCCUUGUGGUGAGACAUGAUUCUACCAUUUAUUUGCAGUGUCCAUGUACAUGACUGUAAUUUGCUGUUCCUGUGCGGAAGUCAAAUUUGUCUGUGGAAACAAAAAAAGAUGCAGAACAAAAUCCAUACAGGGUAUGAAUUUUUAGACAUUGUUAUGCUUUCCUUUGAGCUGCUGCUUCUGUGACCUUUUCCUGUGCAAUCAUCAUUGUAAAUACUGCUUUUUUUGUACAUACUGCCCAGAAAAUCUGAAACAAAUAAACUUGAGUGUGAUAUUUCACUGAA